CGUCGCUUGGAACAACAAGUCCAAACUUGUCCGUCGUUCAUAGCGUAUUCGUCCCUUAUAUCUAUCAAGUGUGAUCGUUAAGUUGGUCAUCGAAUACUAUUUACUGAGUGAUUAAUAUUACGCAAAUAAUUAUGGAUUCUGAAAAUAGAGAUACUCCAGGUGGCUCAAACUACAGAGUAAUAUCUAGAAAAAGAUUAUACGAUAAAAUGCAGGAACCGAACUUACCGAAUUUAGAAGAAAAAUUAAAUUAUUUGGAAAAUGAACUUUUAACACAUGGUGAUUAUAGUCAAGAGCAAAUAAGAGAGUUGAAGCAUAAAUUUUCUUAUAUAAAAAGUAAAUUUAAAAGAAGAUGGUCAAAAGGUAAGAGGCAAGAAGACAAAUUCUUAAAAGAGAAUGCUGAUUGGCUGCAAGGAACAUUCCAGAUACCUAAAUCUUCCCAUGGACGUGUUGGUCGACCAUUAAAACCAUUUAGUGAGUUAUCUGAGGGAAGUAGAAGGAGAAAAACAGAGCAACUACGAAACACCGUCAGUAAAGAGGCUCUCGUUCAUGCUGCAAAGGUGAGUUUGCAGAGUUCUGGGAAUAGAGACGCAUCACAAGUUCUCACUGAAUUAGUUAAGUCUCCAAAACGAGGUACUAAGUACAAAAAAGCUUAUACAACACAUUUGCAAGUCAACGCAACACAACUUACACCUCUUCGUUCGUUAUCAAUGUUUGUGGAAGCGGAUCUUUCCAGAAAACAGUACGAAGUAAUACGAGAUUCACAUAAGAAAUAUUACCCUUGUUAUACCAUAUUGCAAAAGGAAAAACACUCAGAAGAGCUUACAGACAAAGAAGAGAAUGAAUAA
This is a messenger RNA of Acanthoscelides obtectus, 845 nucleotides long. The record is from the annotation of a GenBank genome assembly. NCBI's taxonomy places the organism in Eukaryota, Metazoa, Arthropoda, Insecta, Coleoptera, Chrysomelidae.